Molecule: messenger RNA, 786 nt
Organism: Trypanosoma grayi
Lineage: Eukaryota; Euglenozoa; Kinetoplastea; Trypanosomatida; Trypanosomatidae
Product: putative dual specificity protein phosphatase
Exons: 1
Coding region: 1-786 (261 amino acids)
Biological process (GO): negative regulation of MAPK cascade; protein dephosphorylation
Cellular component (GO): cytoplasm
Molecular function (GO): protein tyrosine/threonine phosphatase activity; MAP kinase tyrosine/serine/threonine phosphatase activity
Source: RefSeq, a predicted model, not a curated record
AUGGCAGCCCGCUCUUGCACUCCGCCACGUACCAGCACCUCUCCCGACGGCACGCCGUUCGUGUGCUACCACCGCCUCUCCGACUACCCACUGGAGCGCAGCUGCUCGCCGCCCACGCCAAAGCGCCAGCGUAACAGCUGGGGUUACCCCGCAAAUGAUUUAGGCACGGAGAUGCGACCAAGCCAGCUGAUGACGCCCAAGGCGUCCCGUGUGGAGUCACAACUGUCCCAAGCUGCACUCUGUACACCACAGACGAUGCGCGAAGAGUUACAGCUUCGCGCGAACCUGGAUGCGGAGUUGUCGCUUGUUAGAUUGGACCGCGCUUGGCGUCCAGGGCCGUCUGUGACGCCACUCGUAGAUGGUCUCUACGUUGGGGGCCUGCCAGAUGAGGAGACGUUGGAGUACCUGCGGCGUGAGGGCAUCGACACCAUUAUUAACUGCUGUGCAGGAGAGUACGAGACCCGUGAAUGCGAGCAGGCAGAAUUCAAGGUACAUAGUAUCUGUGCGGAAGAUCAGAGUGAUUACUUGAUACUGUACCACUGCUAUGACCGUUUUGCGGAAAUCGUUAACGAGGCGAGGCGGGCUAGCCGCCGUGUCUUUGUUCAUUGCAUCGCAGGCAUCAACCGCAGUGUGACGCUCUGCAUUGCAUACAUCAUGCAGCAUUACCACAUGGACCCUGUCAGUUGUGUGCGGUUCAUUCGGGCGCGGGGACGGACAGACAUUUUGCGCAAUGUCGCUUUUCGUCACCAAUUAGUAGACUUUUACCUCAACACGCCAUCGACGUAA